Molecule: messenger RNA, 1211 nt
Organism: Stylophora pistillata
Lineage: Eukaryota; Metazoa; Cnidaria; Anthozoa; Scleractinia; Pocilloporidae
Product: protein fem-1 homolog B
Biological process (GO): protein phosphorylation
Molecular function (GO): ATP binding; protein kinase activity; protein binding
Source: RefSeq, a predicted model, not a curated record
AAAAGAGGAAUGUUUGGUUUCUAGUUGAGAGAUUAUGAUUGUGAAAUAGUGGAAUUCAUGCAUAUCACAUUUGAAAAUGUAACGCAACUAAGUGUUUAUUUAGAGAGAACAUAAAAAGGUUUGUGAACGUGAUUCGCAUUAGGACACUUUUUUUUUAACGAAGGAACUGCACUGCCUCGCCACAGCAGAUAGAUUGGACCAAACAUCGAUUGGUAAAAUUAUCUGCCUUCCUCUUAGCGUGAUCUCCAGUGAAAUAAAAGUCUCCCUGUGCGAGAUUCUGACCUCGAAGGUUGUGUUUGUUCCUUUGCAUACCGAAUUCAAAUUGAGCGUGGGAGAGAAUCUUGAGGCCCGUUUGCUCGUGUUUUUCUUAAAUGGCUAGUAAAGCAUCCGUGGGUAGUAACGCAUCUAUUGCUCUUCAAGCUGCUUUUGACGACAGUUCUCGUCUGAGUCAUGUGUUAGAGGAGAUGAAAGCCGACAUAAGAAAAACCACUUUGGAAACGAAAAUCAACAAUGGCGACGACCUUGCGACUCCUCUCAUCAUCGCUGCUCGUGAUGGAAAACUGGAUUCUGUGAAAGUCCUUUUACGUUACGAAGGAAACAUCGAGGCUCGUGGAUCGAUUAAAGUUGAAGGAAAGGUUUUGGAGGGUUGCACAGCUUUGUGGAUCGCUGCUGCAAAAGGUCAUCUUGAGGUUGUGAGAAUCUUGAUCGAACAAAACGCCGACGUCGACGGCAGAACAUCGACAAAUGCGACUCCUUUGAGAGCUGCUGCCUUUUAUGGACGCCUUGAUAUCGUGCGCUGUUUGGUUGAGAACGGAGCCGAUGUAAAUGCACGCAAUCAUGUCAAUAGUACUCCUCUGAUGAUAACAUGUUACAAUGGUCACAUAGAUGUUGUUUCCUUUCUUGUCGAAAGUGGCGCAAAUAUACAUCAAGAAGACACUAAUGGAGAAACAUGUCUUCAUUAUGCUGCGGAACGGGGACACCUUCAGAUAGUUGCUAAGCUGCUAGCUUUGGGAGCGAAAGAAAAACACAAUCUUAACGGUCUAACACCACUUCUUGUAGGCAGUAAUCAUUGUAAAACUGAAAUGGUGGAGUAUUUUAUCAGCCGACCAGAAUGUACAAAGGAACAGAGAAUUGAUGCUCUUGAACUUCUCGGUGCCACCUUCGCUAAUGAUAAGAAUGCUUAUGACACUGGGAAAGCAAUUAGUUUCAUG